AUGUCUCUACCAGAAGCUUACCAACAUGAGAUCCAAGCUCUCAACCGGCAGGUUCUGCAAACCUGUCCUUCCGAUAUCCUCCAGUUCUGCGCCGACUUCUUCCUCUCGCGACUAGCAUCCGAACGAGCGGCGAGCAUUUCCAUCUUCCGCGACCGAGGCACCCCCUCGCCAAGAUUCUCUCCGUCGCCUACCAGCCACUUUGCAAUGAUGUCUAGCCAAUUCUCGAGCCCUUUUGGGGCCAACGCCAACCCCUUUGGCGGCAGCACGUCGCCCAUGGCAUCACCCAACGUGAUGCACCGCGUCGUUGAGGAGGACGAGAGCGAUCAUCUGGCCCCCGGCGCCCCCUUGUUCUCAGGAGCAUUUGGGGGCGACGCAUCUACCGAGGCUCCACCGACCAUGAGGGCCCCCCCUACCACCGAUAGCUAUCCGGCACAGUACAACUUUGGACGUCGGACGUCCGUUUCAGCAGAGUCGCUGAAGCCGAGCGCCGACAGCUACGACAACUGGACCCCUCCCUUCACCGAAAAGACCCCCGAGCAGGUUGAGCGACUCAAGCAUGCCAUUGAGGGAAACUUCCUCUUCAACCACUUGGACGAUGAACAGAGCGCACAGAUUCUGGGUGCUCUUGUCGAGAAGCCCAUUCCCGCCAGGGGCAUCAAGGUAAUCAGCCAGGGAGAUGCUGGUGACUAUUUCUACGUAGUUGAGCGUGGCUCGUUUGAUGUCUAUGUCAACCCCUGUGGCUUUAUUGAGCCUGGCCCGGAUGGAUUGGGCAACAAGGUCAGCAGCGUCCAGGCUGGUGGCUCCUUUGGCGAGCUUGCUCUCAUGUACAACGCUCCUCGUGCAGCAACCAUCAUCUCUGCCGAGGGAAGCUGCACCCUGUGGGCUUUGGACCGAGUGACAUUCCGUCGUAUCCUCAUGGAGUCUACCUUUGCUCGUAGACGGAUGUACGAGAGCUUCCUAGAGGAAGUGCCCAUCUUGUCUUCGCUUACCCCCUACGAACGAUCCAAGAUUGCAGAUGCCCUCGAAACACAAAAGUUCGCCCCAGGAGACGUCAUCAUCCACGAGGGCGACCCUGGCCACUCCUUCUACCUCCUCGAGCACGGCGAGGCAGACGCAUUCAAGGGAAACGAAAAGGUGCUGUCAUACAAAAAGGGCGACUUCUUUGGCGAGCUGGCGCUGCUUAACGACGCUCCGCGAGCCGCUAGUGUCGUGGCUUCGACGGACGUCAAGGUGGCCACGUUGGGCAAGAACGCAUUCCAACGGCUCUUGGGCCCUGUCGAGGGCCUCCUCCGAAGGACAAGGUAUCAGGGCGUCAAGACGGGUGUGGAAGACAUGGACCCCCUACAGCAGUAA
Molecule: messenger RNA, 1353 nt
Organism: Trichoderma harzianum CBS 226.95
Lineage: Eukaryota; Fungi; Ascomycota; Sordariomycetes; Hypocreales; Hypocreaceae
Exons: 2
Coding region: 1-1353 (450 amino acids)
Biological process (GO): regulation of protein phosphorylation
Cellular component (GO): nucleus; cAMP-dependent protein kinase complex
Molecular function (GO): cAMP-dependent protein kinase regulator activity
Source: RefSeq, a predicted model, not a curated record